UGGGCUAGGAGUCCCGCACGCUGCGCCUGCGUAGUCAAGCCUCUCUCCAGGCCAAGCCGAGCUGAGGGGCGGGUCUGGUUCCGGAUCGCCCUGUCCAGGCUCCGGGAUUCACAGGGAGGACUCACCUGGAGGAGGCGGGGAGUCUGCCCCACUAGCCCCGGUCUUCGUCCCCGCGGGCCGGGCCGGUGUUCCCAGAGGCCUCUGCGCGGACGGGCCGGACUCCAUUUCCCAGCGGCCCUCGCGGCGCGCGAGCGCUUUGUGUGGCCUCUGGGGAGGGAGCUUGACCUCCGACCCCGACGUCCGACCUCCGACCCGCUGAGCCUCACGUCGGGGGCCGGAGGAUUGCCCUUCUUCUAGAUAGGAGCCCAAACAAGGAAGACAGAAGAAGACAGCUGACACGUCUUAAAGCCAUGUCUGAGGAUUUCGUGACAUUUGGGGAUGUGGCUGUAGAUUUCUCUCAAGAGGAGUGGGAAUGGCUGACCCCUGUUCAGAGAAAUCUGUACAAGAAGGUAAUGUUGGAGAACUACAGGAGCCUGGUGUCACUGGCAGGAGUUUCGGUUUCUAAACCAGAUGUGAUCUCACUACUGGAACAAGGGAAAGAGCCCUGGAUGAUGAAGGAGGAGGCAAGAGGUAUAUGCCAUGAUUGGAAGUAUGCAUUUCAAAACAGUGACUUUUCAUCAAAGCAAACUGUUUGUGAAGAUUCACCCAAAGUAAUUACAAUAGGAAGAAGCCAUUCUAGUUAUAGACUUGACUUUCCUUACUUGAGAGAAGAAUAUAAAAGCAAGGACUGGUAUAAGAACCAGUUGGAAAAUCAGAAAGUCUAUUCUAAUGAAUUAAUCAGUAGUGACAGAGAAAUACUUGUUGAAGAACAAAGUAAUGACUGUACUGAAUCUUGUCCAACUUUAAAUCAGGAUUCAACAUUUGGUUUAAAACAGAGUUUUCCCACCAAAGAAAGAGUACAUAAAUGCAGACCAGAAAAGAGAAGUUACCAAAAAAAAUCUGUUGAAAUGAAACAUAAGAAAGCUUGUAUAGAGAAAAAACUGUUGAAAUGUAAUGAAUGUGAGAAAGUCUUCAACCAGAGCUCAUCUCUUACUCUUCAUCAGAGAAUCCACACUGGGGAGAAACCCUAUGCUUGUGUUGAAUGUGGGAAGACAUUCAGCCAGAGUGCAAAUCUAGCUCAACAUAAGCGAAUACAUACUGGAGAGAAACCCUAUAAAUGUAAAGAAUGUAGGAAAGCCUUCAGCCAGAAUGCACACCUUGCUCAACAUCAGCGGGUUCACACUGGAGAGAAACCUUAUCAGUGUAAAGAAUGCAAAAAAGCUUUCAGCCAGGUUGCACACCUGACCCAGCAUCAAAGAAUUCAUACCGGAGAGAGACCUUUUGAAUGUAUUGAGUGUGGUAAGGCUUUUAGUAAUGGGUCAUUCCUUGCUCAGCAUCAAAGAAUUCAUACAGGAGAGAAGCCUUAUGUAUGCAAUGUGUGCAUGAAAGCUUUUAGCCAUCGUGGAUAUCUAAUUGUACAUCAAAGAAUUCAUACUGGAGAGAGACCCUAUGAAUGUAAGGAAUGUAGGAAAACCUUCAGCCAGUAUGCACACCUCUCUCAGCAUCAGAGAGUUCACACUGGAGAAAAACCUUAUGAAUGUAAAGUAUGUAGAAAAGCCUUCAGCCAGAUUGCAUACCUUGAUCAACACCAGAGGGUUCAUACUGGAGAGAAACCCUAUGAAUGUACUGAAUGUGGGAAGGCCUUUAGCAAUAGUUCCUCGCUUGCACAACAUCAAAGAAGUCACACUGGAGAAAAACCUUAUAUGUGUAAGGAGUGUAGGAAAACAUUCAGCCAGAACGCAGGUCUUGCUCAGCAUCAGAGAAUUCAUACUGGAGAGAAACCUUAUGAAUGUAAUAUCUGUGGGAAAGCCUUUAGUUAUAGUGGGUCUCUUACUCUACAUCAAAGAAUUCAUACCGGAGAGAAACCCUAUGAAUGUAAGGAUUGUAGGAAAUCUUUCAGGCAACGUGCACACCUUGCUCAUCAUGAGAAAAUUCAUACUAUAGACUCAUUUGUGACUCUUCCCUCUCCCUCGCAUUCCAGUCAAUUUCCAAAACCUAUAGGUUUCAUCUCCUAAACAUGUAAACCCAGAAUCUAACUGCUUCAUCCAUAUUCAUUCCAUCAUUGUCUAAUACAUAAUGAUCUAUUCAACCUGGACUGUGAAAAUAAUUUUCCUAUUGUUCUUCUAAUUGCCAUUUAAUCUCAGUUAUCCACAUUGCACUCAAACUUUAUUUAAACACAUUUAUCAUUUUACCUUUUCCUCAGUUAGUAAGUAGCAUCUUGUUCUUAGGUUGAAGGACAUGUUUUAAAGGAACCAAAUGCUUGGUGUAUUUCAUCAAACUAAAGGGCUCUGGGGUGGGAGGAGUGUUUAGGUUCUGGAACAUGAUAGUGGAGGAGGUUGUAGGUGGGGGGUUACAGUAUUAUGCAGAACACAAAAAUGUUACACAUGUACCAAUUACUAUAUUCUGUCAGCUGUAAACCAUUGAUUUCCCCCAAAUGAAAAAAAAAUGCAUAAGACAUUCCUAGAAUCAAUACUGUGUUUCUAUCGAACUUUGAAAAUGCUAGCUCAUUUCAGUGCUCAUCUUAUUCCUAGAGUACUUACCCAAAAUUGUUGACUCACAUACCAGUAUCAAAUAAGCCUGUGUUCCAAUCCUUGCUCUUCCAUUUUUAGAGAAAUAUUUUAACUUUUGCUGAUUCCUUAUUUAUGCUUUGGGAAUAAUAAUGGUGCUACCUCAAAAGUUUAUGGGAGAAUUAAGUAUGAAAUAAUGCAUGUAAUGAUAAGAUCACGCACAGUGCCUAGCAUAAAAUAAUAAACAGUAAAGCAAAAAAAAAUACUAUGUACACAAAGAAUUCAUCUCAGUCAAGAUAAUAACAAGACUCUGUGUAAAGGUUUUUGAAUAAAGGCAACAGUCCUGAUGGUGAGUAAUGGGGCUGGGUGCAAAUAUACUUGUUACCAAGCUCCCAGUUUCCACCUGUAAGGAGGACUUCGUGAGUAGUAGAAAAUUGCUAUAGGUUUCUCUGUUUCUCACCUUCUUUCAAGGUGAUAGUGAGUGAAAUCAUUGUGCAAAUGACAAUACUGGUGGUAGAAAAUGUGGUUGACAAAGGGAUCUAAUAUAGUAGAAUAGAUGUCAGUAUGAUGAUAGAUAUGGUGUCUUCUGUGGCGCAGGAGGUAGCAGAGUGGAUAAAGCAUUAAAUUCUCAAGUAUGAGGUCCCGAGUUCAAUCCCUGGUAGAACAUAUACCAGAAUUAUGUCUGCUCUCUUUUUCUCCUACCCCUCUCAUAAAUUAAAAAAAAAAUUUUUUUUUAAGAUACGGUGUCUUAUUUCAGGAUGAGCUUAUAGAGAUUGACUUUUUGAUAAGAUACCAUUCAGCUGUUCUAAGAAACUAGGUUUUAAGAUUUAUUUAUUAAUUUUGGUAAAAGUUAACUGAGAAGUACUCAUUGUUUACAACCAGGUAAAACCAAUGCUGAUCUUAACAUAAAACUUGGACCAGUAAAAUAGUUCACUUGAAUACUGAGCUGCUUUGCCAUGUGUGUGACCCAGGCCUGAGCCUGGUCCCCAUGAUACUGAAAGAAACUUUGGAACUGUAGUCUCUUACUCUGUAUCUCUGCUUCGUUGUCUUUAUGUAAAGAGAGAAUAAAACUUGCUCAAUCAAUAAAAUA
Messenger RNA from Erinaceus europaeus (western European hedgehog), 3696 nucleotides. RefSeq names its product zinc finger protein 583 (gene ZNF583). Bases 411 to 2114 code for a protein of 567 amino acids. The transcript has 5 exons. Gene Ontology annotation, molecular function: DNA-binding transcription repressor activity, RNA polymerase II-specific. The record is from RefSeq and is a predicted model, not a curated record. NCBI's taxonomy places the organism in Eukaryota, Metazoa, Chordata, Mammalia, Eulipotyphla, Erinaceidae. Gene Ontology annotation, biological process: negative regulation of transcription by RNA polymerase II.